Molecule: messenger RNA, 3433 nt
Organism: Zonotrichia albicollis (white-throated sparrow)
Lineage: Eukaryota; Metazoa; Chordata; Aves; Passeriformes; Passerellidae
Gene: ALKBH8
Product: alkB homolog 8, tRNA methyltransferase
Biological process (GO): tRNA wobble uridine modification; tRNA methylation
Cellular component (GO): nucleus; cytoplasm
Molecular function (GO): S-adenosylmethionine-dependent methyltransferase activity; tRNA binding; tRNA (5-carboxymethyluridine(34)-5-O)-methyltransferase activity
Source: RefSeq, a predicted model, not a curated record
GAGCCGCGGCGGCGGCGGGAGCGCAGGCGGUCUCUGCCGCUGGUUCUUCCUCCCCCCCGUGCCCGCCGUGCCGCCCUGUGCGGGGAGCAGAACCCGCGGCGGCCUGGCCGCGGCUCCAGCUCCAUCUCUGUCCCUGUCAGGACGAGGUGGUGCAAGGGAGAGAAGGCCAAGCCAGUCCCUACGUCUGCCUCACAGCUUUUACGGUCUCCCCCGUGUGUACUCAGGGCAGAGAAGAAGGGACACUGGUGUGAGGGUGGUGAGGCCCUGGAACAAGUUACCCAGGGAGGCUGUGGGUGCCCCAAUCCUGGCAGUGUUCAAAGCUUUGAGAAACCUGGUCUAGAAGGAUGCAUCCCUGCCCAUGGCACGGGGUUGGGACUGGUUGAUCUUUAAGGUCUAUUCAAAGCCUUAAGGUCCGUGAUUCUAAGACGCUCUCCAGAGGUUAUUCCUGUUAUCGUUGCUGUUUGCAGCGAGUGCCCGGGGGUGUGCGGGGUGUCGGUGGGAGGUUUGGUGCUGGCUGUCCCUUGCAGAGGUGGGAUGGGACAGCCGCGGGACAUGCCAGUGCCUGGAUAUGUUGGUGCUUUCGGGCGCGUUUGGCAAGUGCUGGAGCUCUUAAAUCUCACCGUACGGCCUUCUGAAUGUAUUUUUUUUUCUUCCCUGGAUGUUUAUGUGAAUGCUGAAUCCUUAUACUUUUGCUGUGGCGUGUCUGUGGCACAAAACCAAGCCAUAAGUCAGUAACGGAGAUCUCGGCUUAUCCCUGAUCGUGGCGCUCCCUCUGCCGACAGCCGCCGCUCUGCUCUGCCCACCCGCCUGAUGCUUCAGUUCUCAGAGGCGGCUUCUACAGCAGACAAACUUUUUGCAUUGCAUUAAAGCUUUACAUUAACCUCUGUAGUAGCUUCAGGCCAGUUUUGUGAAGUGCGUGUAACCUCAGCUCGUAUUGCAAGGGGAAACUGUUUUCAGUGUGUAACUUCAGGAGGUGCUUUUUAAAAAUACUUGUUGUAAAACUAGGUGGUAACAGUAACAAAUUUAACAGUGGAUUAAUCCUUUUUCAUCUGUAGUUGUACUGGCCUUUCUAAAGGAGGUGUGAGAUCCCAGAAAAUGAAGUUUCCUACUUCUAUACAAAAGAGAAGAUGGAAGGAUUGUUGCUAGGUCAUGAUGAUAAAAGAAUGGAAUAGGACAGACAGCUGCAGUUGGAUUGUCCAGCUGUACUGUUAGGAGGAUUUUUGGCAAAGAAGAGAAGAUACCUCUAAAAUACAGAACACCAGUAUGGAAGCUAAAACCAGUGAAGAUUAUUUGAAAGUCCAGAAAAUGAAGAAGAAAGUAUUGAGGAAGCAAGUCAGAGCUCAGCAUACGUUGAUGAGACACGAGGGCAUAAAGUGUGUCUCCCAUGCAACACAGAGCCUGGUUGUUGCCAAUGCUGGUCUUGGUAAUGGGAUGAGUAGACAGCAAUUGCUCAGAAUACUAGAAGAAUAUGGAGCAAUGGAAACACUCUUAAUGCCACCAAAUAAACCAUACUCAUUUGUGAAAUACAGAACAACAGAAGAAGCCAAGAAAGCCUUUAAUGCCCUUAAUGGAAAGGAAGUAACAUUGGAAGACUGUGACCAAAACAUUGUUCUAUAUAUUAAUUUUGUGGAAAAAGUUUCCUUGCAAAAUGCUGUUCCUACAAGCUUGCCUCCAGGCUUAAUGGUAAUUGAAAAGAUUAUUUCUCCAGAGGAAGAAAGGAGGAUGUUGGAAAGUAUUGACUGGAAAGCAGAUGAAGAUACUCAGAAUGCCCAGAAGACCUUAAAGCAUAGAAGAGUAAAGCAUUUUGGAUAUGAGUUUCGCUAUGAUAAUAAUAAUGUUGAUAAAGACAAACCAUUACCUGGAGGUCUUCCUGAAAUUUGCAACCCAUUCUUGGAGAAGUGCUUAAAGCAGGGAUAUAUCAAACAUAAACCUGAUCAACUGACUGUAAAUCAGUAUGAACCUGGACAAGGAAUUCCUCCUCAUACUGAUACACAUUCUGCUUUUGAAGAUGAAAUAAUCUCUCUCAGUUUGGGAGCUGAGAUUGUGAUGGAUUUCAAGCACCCUGAUGGCCAUACAGUGGCAAUUAUGUUGCCCCGAUGCAGUUUAUUGGUGAUGACUGGAGAAUCCAGAUACCUGUGGACACAUGGGAUCACACCCAGAAAAUAUGAUGUUGUUCAAGCAUCAGAACUUGGGCAAAAGGUUAGAACAAUCACUGCUGAUGUUGGGGAUUUAACAUUAAAUCGAAGGGAAACAAGGACAUCAUUUACAUUCAGGAAAGUGAGGAGAAGCCCUUGCAAUUGCAUUUACCCAUCUGUCUGUGACAGCCAGAAAGGACAGCAGAGACCAGUGCAGCCCUCAUUUCCCCAGAAUGAGAUGGAGGCCUCAAAGCUGGAGCAAGAAUAUGUACACAAGGUGUAUGAAGAGAUUGCCACACACUUCAGCAGUACCAGGCACAGCCCAUGGCCCCGAAUUGUGGAGUUUCUCAGGUCCCUGCCAACAGGGUCAAUAGUGGCUGAUAUUGGUUGUGGCAAUGGGAAGUACCUCGGCAUCAAUGAGGAUUUGUACAUGGUUGGCUGUGAUCGCAGCAAAAACCUGGUGGAUAUUUGUGGAGAAAAGCAUUUCCAGGCGUUUGUCUGUGAUGCCCUGUCAGUGCCAAUCCGCAGCGGUUCCUGUGACGCCUGCAUCUCUAUUGCUGUCAUCCACCACUUCUCCACAGCAGAGCGGAGACUGGCUACUAUCCGGGAACUAGCUCGGCUUCUAAGACCUGGUGGAACAGCACUCAUUUAUGUCUGGGCGAUGGAACAAGAAUACAAAAACCAGAAGUCUAAAUACCUUAAGGAAAAGAAUGGUAGUAAAAACAAAGACAGGGAAAUGAAUACUGACACAGCCCAGAGACCACUUAAUGACCAAGGGCCUGAUAACAGCAGCCAAGACUCAGCAUGGUCUGACCAGCUCCUUAAUGACUUGAAGGAUGAAAGCUGUGGUGCCAAGCUAGUAACAGAUUUCAGACUGCCUGUUCACACUAACAGAACUUCCUUUCACUCUCAAGAUUUGCUGGUUCCCUGGCACCUGAAAGGUGGUACAAAAAAGAAAGAGGAAAGUGUUGAUACAGUGGUGGUUCCAGGUGGCUCCAAAGAAUUGCAAGAACUCAGCCCUGUUUUCCACCGCUAUUACCAUGUGUUCUGUGAAGGGGAACUGGAAGCAGUGUGCAGAUCCCUGGAUUGUGUGAGGGUUCAAAAGAGUUACUAUGAUCAGGGAAACUGGUGUGUGAUUCUAGAAAAGUUGUAGUCUGUGUUGCUUCCUCUACUAUCUGUAGAGUUUUCUUUGGUUUUUUACAGUGAAAGAUAUUUUGUGAAAGGUAUUUUUAAUGCAGGCUGCAGCUAUUGCCUCUUUUAAAAUGACAGAAUAAAGAUUGUGCAUUGAGGUAAUAACA